Molecule: messenger RNA, 660 nt
Organism: Didymodactylos carnosus
Lineage: Eukaryota; Metazoa; Rotifera; Eurotatoria; Philodinida; Philodinidae
Source: the annotation of a GenBank genome assembly
AUGGUCUCAAGCAAUCCACUACCCACAACAUGGACAAACAUAAAUAUUGAACAGAAGAAUCCCAAACAAGGUCAAAAUCUAGAAACAUUCUCUCUCUUAUGGCUCGAUCAGAAUGUGAAUGAAAGCAAAGACAAUCGAGAAACACAAACACAGUUGCGGAGAUCGAUCAACUGUUUAUGGACGUUUGAAAGUGGAAAUGAGUGUGAAGAACAUAUUGGACAGAGCAAGGAUGAAAAGAUUGUUCUAAUCGUUUCUGGUCGAUUAGGCAGAGAAAUUGUCCCGAGAGUUCACGAUUUACCCCAGUUAAGUGCCAUUUAUGUCUACUGUAUGGACAAAAGAACGAAUGAAAUAUGGGCAAAAGCUUAUAAAAAGAUUACACACUUGUUUAGUUCACAAGGAUAUGAAACGACAUUUCAUAAUUCAAGAGCAAUGAGUGCUAUGUGUUCAACAAUGGUCAAUUUUACAGUUAAUGAUUUUUUACAUCAUGCUAUGAAAACAAAAAAAUCGAACAGUUUAAAUUCCGAUGAGGAUGAUGGUGGAGAGAAUGAUAGUUUAUUAUCAACAACAAAUAAUAUAUUUUCUGGUAUAAGAGCAUUUGGUACAAUUAAACGGGAUCUUAAACAAUCAUAUUUUAAAGCAAAAAUAAAUAACGAUAAAUAA